Closterium sp. Naga37s-1 is the source of this 1287-nucleotide messenger RNA. NCBI's taxonomy places the organism in Eukaryota, Viridiplantae, Streptophyta, Zygnematophyceae, Desmidiales, Closteriaceae. The record is from the annotation of a GenBank genome assembly.
AUGUCGGCCGAGACAGGGAGGGAUAAGGCGAAGGAGAAGUCGGUGGAGAAAGGGAAGGAGAAGGAGAAGGCGGAGAAGGAGAAGGAGGAGAAGGAGAAGGAGAAGGAGAAGGAGAAGGCGGCGGAGAAGGAGAAGGAGAAGGAGAAGGAGAAGGAGAAGGAGAAGGAGAAGGAGAAGGAGAAGGAGGAGAAGGAGAAGGAGAAGGAGAAGGAGGAGAAGGAGAAGGAGAAGGAGAAAGGACGGAAGGGUCAUGGCAUCCGCCACGACAACUCGGGCGACGGUCUUAGGUGGGUGGGCGAGAUUAAGGUGCUCGGCGCUAAUCGAUACAUCGGCAAAUCGCGCGAGAAGAUGGAGCUGGCGUACUUGCACUCGAUUGCGUACAUCGUCUACGACGGCUACGUCAGCAAGGUCCUCAUGGCCGAGCUCACCGGCUUGGAGGAAACCGAGUUGGAGAAGUGGAGGAUGGUGUGGGAGGAGGUCAAGAUUUUGCCGACAGGGAUGUGGACGGUGAUAUGGGCACGGGGCGCGUACCUUCCAAGAACACGGUUCGAUGACAUUCUCGGCCAGUAUCGAGCGUACAAGAGCUCAGGCGAUGCGCACCACGACGCGCUCUUGCCGGCGAUCUGGUUCCCCGUCGAUGCCGUCACAAAGGAAGGCCAGGAGAAGUCGGAUGCUAUGAUGUCGGCCAUGAUAGGUCGCGUGUCCAUGUGCGCUGCGUAUGGGAAGGUCGCUGCGAGCGCGGCGAGGAAGGAGGGAGACACUGAUGAGAAAACGGCGAUGGUGGCACAGGUGUUAUCGGCCUCCGCUUGCGCCGUGUGGUGCUUAGUCGAGAACGACGACGCCCAGGUGGUCGAUGCUGUGGGCGAAGGGAAGGCGGCGGCGAUGGUGGUCGGUGCGAGCGAGAAGACCGCCGGUGUCUUCAAGGAGGUCAUGCAGGCGGUGCUGGAGGCCGAGAUCGACCGGGAGCAACCCCUGGGGGAGGUUGCGCACAACGUCGCGCCGGCGCUGCAGAGUCUCGCUCUGCACCGGGUCUACCCGGGGGUGGAUCAUGAAGUCGAAGCCGACGUGAUUGCUAGAGCGACAGUGGAGACAUUGGCGUUCUGGGGAAUGUGCCCCGUCGCCGGGCCGAAACUCGAAAAGAUCGGCAUCACGGUGCCGUGUGACGCGCAGAUGGAGUACGACAUUGAACACAUGGGGAGGAAGGGGCAGAGAGGCAAGCAGGGCAAGGACAGCACGGGGAAGAAGGGGAAGAAGGGCAAGAAGGGCAAGGACAGCACGGCGGCGUAG